AUGGAAAACCUUCAUAAAGAUGCAAAUAUUAGUAUAGACACUCGAAAAUUAAAUGAUACGUCAAACACAGCUUCAGUUGGACAUAUCUUCCUCGUUUGGUAUAGUGAUCGUUCAUACUUUGCUGACUAUGCACCAUUACUUUUUAUCUACGUCAUUCUAUUGCUCUAUGUGUAUUUUUCCGUUCGUAAAUUGGAAAUGGUCAAAUCGAAAUGGGGUUUAGCUUUAAGCGCUUGUGUUACUGUCGCUGCGUCACUAUUUAUGUCUAUUGGUCUGUGUGUAACAAUCGGUCUUGUUAUGCCAACACUUAACGGAAGCGAAGUUUUCCCUUAUUUAGUCGUUCUAAUUGGGUUUGAAAAUGUCAUUGUUUUGACGAAGUCUGUAGUUGCAACGCCAGUCGAUCUUCCAGUGAAAUACAGAAUUGCUGAAGGUUUAAGCAAAGAAAGUUGGUCACAUACAAAACUUUACUUUACUGGAUUGUUGUUAUUGGGUCUAGGAUUCCUUACAUUUCAUCCUACAAUGCAAGAAUUUUGUUUGUUUGCAGUUGUCGGCUUGACUACAGACUUCUUUUUACAAUUAUUCUUUUUUGUUACGAUCCUUUCGGUGGAUAUCCGACGAAUGGAACUCUCUGAUCUUAUGUUGGAAUAUCCAGUUCAUUCAUUUAUGCAAGAACCUCAAAUGAUUCCGCCAUUUUAUUCCUUUACUUCACCAUUAUCAUCUUCAACUUCUUUAUCAUCAUCUUUAGAUAUGAUGAUGACUGAAUCAUCGUGUAAAAUUGAAAAACCCAGCUCAUCGUUUACUGAAACGUCUAAUAAAAAAGAAACUCGAAUAUCAAACAAAUAUUUGGCUCAUAUAUUAUCAUUUAUUUCAAAUCUAAGCUCUAUGUUGUUUAGGUCAGUUAAGGCUAUUUUUCGACGUACAAGAUUAUCUUUUAUGAAAGGUCACAGGCGUCAGGUUUCAGCUGCACAAACAGCUGCAUACUUAGCUUCUGAUGGUCAGAUAUCGCAAAAUGUUCCACGACGAUUACGCGUUCUUCGUUGUUGGGCGAAAUCUCGACUCAUACAACGUGUUCUUCUGUUUGUUUUCUCUGUAUGGGUUAUUAUGAUUCUGAUACAUGCUGUGGAUAUAGUCCAGUUAUUUCUCAAUAUCUAUGUCUACAUAAGUAGUUUACUAUUACAGUCUUCUACGUCACACAGUUGGUUCACAUUAUCUUCGUAUACCAGUGAUAAUGAUCAUUAUAAUACUAUUACUACUACUGUUGUUAAUAGUAGUGAUAUGAAUGGUCACUAUAUACCGCUCUCUGUCAGUGAACCUCCCUUUAUGAAUUCAUCUGUUUUUUCCUCAUCAUCUUUUGUGAAUUCAUCUAUUCAAUCUGAUUCCCAAGAAAAUUUGUUCAAUAUUAAAAAUGUUAGCAUGGUCGAUCAAGAAGAUUCUGUUGGUGAACAUAUGAAUGUUUCUUUGGAUCAACAUGAAAUAGAUCUUCAUGAUGAUCAUCAUUUUCUUCAUGAACGUGAUAUCUCAAUUCAAUUCAAUGUUGGUGUUGAUGAUGAUAUUAAAUCUCAAAUAAAUAUGCUCAAUAUUGUUCAUCAUUUACAAUUGAAUGAAAUGACACAAAACAAUUUCACUUGGAACACAAUGUUUAUUUGGAAUUAUUUAGCUUAUUCGUACUGGCCAUCAUUAGCAAAACACUAUAAUUUAAGUUUGGUCGGUUGUCAUUUAGCAUUGUUAGAACCAGUUCAUUUAAAGUAUAAGCUUCAUAUGAUUGAUCCAGAUCAAGGAAUUGAAAAGUUUGAUAUACAAUCUGAUCAAAAAGAAUCUAUAUCGUAUGUAUCGUUUGAAAAUGAACGUACAUUGGAUGAACAUAAUCAUUUACACUUUAUAAAUGAUGAUAAUAAUAUACUUAUAUCAAAUGUAGAAAGAAAACGUUUACAUGCAUCAUCGACAUCACCUGGGGGUUUUACUGGUUGGACUGCACGACUUGGUUUAACUGCAUCUAUGCUGGGCACUAGUUUGUUGGGUUGUAGUCUGGUCUUAUUAUUGACUUGUUUAGGAAUGAUUUGCUUACAGUCCAGGUCAUCAAAUUCCACCAAACGUGAACCAAUAAUACGUGUUCUACCACUGACUAUAGAUCUUGUAAAUAAUGUGACAACAACAGAUUCAAUGGAUUCAGACUAUGAUCAGCAUGAUUGUUUAUUGUCACCUGAAUGGACUGUAGCAUGUGCAGUGACUUCUGUUCGGUCAUAUAUACGCAUUAAAUCAUAUCAUUCGAGGAUUAUCCAACUGUGGUGUGCUGACUCAGGAAAUCUUUUAUUUGAUUUAAAAAGGUAUUCGGAAGAAGCAAAUACUAAACGAAAAAACUUGCCGUCAUCUGUCGCAUGCCGAAAAUUUUCUACCAUCUGGUGCAUGGAUUUCUUGCCACAAGGACUCUUGGUUGUUGGAUGCAGUGAUGGGACCAUUGAGAUUUGGAACUGUGAAUCUGGACAACUGUUAGAUAUUUUAUGCUUAAACAACGUUAAUAAUGAUCACUUAUUGGUCAAGAAAGAAACACAAAAUUCAUCUUCUAUUUCACAUUCAAAGAUACAUCCUGGAGGAAUAACAAUAAUGAAAAUAAUUGAUGAAUCAAGAUUUUGUAUUGGAACUAGUCAUGGUGUUGUAGCAUAUUUCAAUGUAGUUUAUACUAAGGGAAAUUUGUUACCGACAUUUUCAUUAAUUCGCCAAUGGCAUUCACAUUCUCGUGCAAUUAGUCAAUUAGAUUAUUUGAAAUAUUUCAAUAAAAACACAGUAGAUAAUCCCAAUGAUUUGCUUACAAAUAUAAAUUUAAAUCAUAUCGCAGUGCUUAUAGUCAGUGGAUCAGAAGAUGGUUGUAUUAAAUUUUUCUCAUCUGAGUAUGAUUCUCCAUUGUUUCAUUGCGCUGUUGAUACUACGCCUGUCCUUUGUAUGAACUUAAAUCGUCUUGCUCUUGGUGUCAGCCAUGCAUCCGGAUCAUUAUACGUUUGUUGUUUAGAAUUACUUCACACGAUGACAACCAAUAAUGGUGUAAAUCUCAAGGCUAAAAAUCAAAUAGAAUCUCUUGAGAUACGUUUAAUUGAUCUCAGUUUACUUAGCAAUGGUUUUGGAAUUUCUUCAGAAAUACAACAAUUUGCAGCAUCAUCAUCAACAUCGGGGAAAGUUCAAAAUAAAAAAGUGUCGUUGUACAAUCGUCUUGGAUCAAUAAACCUACGAUUAUUUAUGCGAAGUGAUAGGUAUUCUGAUAAAACACAGAAAAGUUGUAAUUCACUGUCAACCUUAGCAAAUUAUCGUCUAGUAACGUAUGAUAUGGACGGUAGUGUGGUUAUAUGGGAUUUGCAGCACAAAUGUAUAAUACGGUCUUUCAAAGCCAAUUUAUCAACAUUCAACAUGUCCAGUUUAUUACUAUCCGUUGAUGGACGUGUGGUUUUUGGUGAUCAGAGUUAUCUACGAGUUGUAAAUCCAUGGACUGCUAAAUAUGAACGUUCAGUUCAACUUUUACCCCCAUCAUCUGUAAAUAUGAGAAAUCAAAAUAGUUCAAAUUCUUCACAUAUCUCUGCUUUGUUACGUCGAUGGAUAAAAGAAUUAGUUCCACUUGGUGUUACUGGUGGUGACUUUGAAUCGUUCAAGUCAUCUGAAUUACACUUGAUAACUAAUCGAAAUGAUGAACAAGGAAAAUUAUCCCCAAUUAUCAGUAUGAAAAUGCCAAUAAGAACUGGUGGAUCAUAUGUUAUCAGUAUUGCCGAUGGUGGACGAAUAUUAGUUGUAGUACCAGUGUCUACGAUUAAAUUUGAUUAACUCGAAUAUUUUUUCUACCGAUUCUUUCUAUUUCUAUAAUAUUUAAGAGAUGUACAGUCUUCAUUUAUUAUAAUAUGAAUUUUAAACAGUUAUCGUAUUAUUAUGAAAUAUUAAGUAGUCUCGUUUUAUCAGUUUACGUAAUUAUACAUUGACCAUUAAUCAAGUUUCUGCUGCUAUGUGAUUCCUGCAUAGAUUUUAAUUGCG
Messenger RNA from Schistosoma mattheei, 4005 nucleotides. NCBI's taxonomy places the organism in Eukaryota, Metazoa, Platyhelminthes, Trematoda, Strigeidida, Schistosomatidae. The record is from the annotation of a GenBank genome assembly.